CAACAACAAUAACAACAACAACACCAUCAUCACCAUCACUACUACUACUACUACAGAGCAGGACCGUAACACUGAGAGUUACAGAGUGAACGACUUGACUAACAUCGAGGCUUCACGACACGCAGAAGCUAUCUGCAAGUAAAGAAGACAUGGUCCAGAAGUAUUCGAAGCCUCCAAGCUUCAGAAAGGAACAGGAGGAACUCUGGAGUGAAGAUGAAGGAAAACCACAGUCACCACAGCUUCGUCAAAGCCAAAGAGAUGAGAGCACAGAAGUGGACCUUCUACCCAGAGACUUGACUGAAUCCAGAACAGUGAAAACAGAUCCUAAUGGAGAGGACUGUGGAGGAUCACAACCAGCCAGAGACCUGGGUCCAUGCACUCAUUUCCAGCCACAUACUGACUAUGUGCUGCAGCAGUGUGUGAGUAAAGAAGAAAUGCUCCCUCAACAACAGGACCUGAAUCUAAUUGUUGACCAGAAGGACAUUAAAGAGGAAAAAGAACAACUCUGGUUACAUCUGGAGGGACAGCAGCUUCAUCCGCUGGAAGAGGCUGAUGGCACAAAGUUACCUUUAAUUGUUGUUCUUGUGAAGAGUGAAAAUCGUGAAGAAAAACCACAGUCAUCACAGAUUCAUCAACCCCGAACUGAGGAGGCAGAGCCUCAUGAUGGUAACUCAACUGCACAUAAAACAGUGUCAGCAAAAGCUGAUGGAGGGGACUACAGAGAACCACAACCAGGCAGUAGCAUGAGUCCAUACAGUUGUUUACAACAAGAUAUUAAAGGUAGCCAUUCAGGCAUUUGUGAAAGACAGACCAAGGAUAAUUGUGAAGGGAAGCACAGCGGAGAGCUUUGUUCAGGUUUUACUUCAUUAAAAAACAAUGAUAUCUCCGUUGGCGACCACAGAGGUAAUUCCUCUGAUUUUGGAAAAGCAUCGGGUCACUACCUCUCAAACCAAUACAGGAGAAUUCAAGCACCUGAGAAAUGUGGUGGCUCUCCUGACUGGGACCAAAAGUGGAGACAGAAGGAUAAUCUGAUCAUAAAGAGAAGUCAUGCAGAAUGGAAAAUGUUUGGCUGCUUUGGAUGUGGGAAAAGAUUCAGAGAAAAAAGUAUACUGAACAGACAUAUCAGAAUUCAUACAGGGGAGACACCAUUCGGCUGUUCUGAGUGUGGAAAAAUGUUUCGAGACAAAAGUAAUUUGAAGAUGCAUAUGAGAAUUCAUACAGGGGAGAAACCAUUUACGUGUUCUCAGUGUGGAAAAAUGUUUAGAGACAAAAGUAAUUUGAAUGUGCACAUGGGAAUCCACACAGGAGACAAACCAUUUGUGUGUUCUGAGUGUGGUAAUAGAUUUAGAAAAAAAACUUUUUUGAACAGACACAUGAGAAUUCACACGGGACACAAACCAUUUGUUUGUUCAGAGUGCAAUAAAAGAUUUACACAAAAACACCAUUUGGACAGACACAUGAGAAGUCAUACAGGGGAGAAACCAUUUAGCUGCACAGUGUGUGGUAAAAGCUUUCAAGAUAAAAACAGUUUGAACAAACACAUAAGUAGUCAUACAGGAAAGAAACCAUUUUUCUGUUCUGAGUGUGGGAAAAACUUUCGAAACAAAAGCAAUCUGAAAAUACACCUGAGAGGUCAUGCAGGAGAGAAACCAUUUGGCUGUUCUGAGUGUGGAAAAAGGUUUAGAGAUAAAAGCAAACUGAACAUACACAUGAGAAUUCAUACGGGGGAAAAACCAUUUGGUUGUACUGAUUGUGGAAAAAGAUUUCGAGACAAAAGCAAUCUGAACAGCCACUUGAGUAUUCACACUGGUGAGAAACCUUUUGGCUGUUCUGAGUGUGGAAAAAGGUUUAGAGAUAAAAGCAGUCUCACCAGGCACAUGAGUAUUCACAUGGAAGAGAAACCUUUUAGUUGUUUUCAAUGUGGUAAAUGCUUUCAAGAUAAAAACAAUUUAAACAAACAUAGUAUAAUGCAUACAAAAGGGAAACCACAUGGCUGUUCUGAGUGUAGUAAAAGAUUUAGAAGAAAAGGCGAUUUGAACACACACAUAAGAAUUCACUUGGGAGACAAGCCAUUUGUUUGUUCUGAAUGUAGUAAAAGAUUUGGAGUGAAAGCCCAUUUGAACACCCAUAUGAGAAUUCACACGGGAGAAAAACCAUAUGUCUGUGCUGAGUGCAGUAAAACCUUUAGAGAAAAAGCCUAUUUGAAGAGGCACCUGAAAAUUCAUACAUGUGAGAAAUCAUUUAGAUGCUUUCAAUGUGGUAAAAGCUUUAAAGACAAUACUAAUUUGAAAAAACACACAAUAAUGCACAUAGGAGAGAAACCAUAUGGCUGUUCUGAGUGUAGUAAAACAUUUAAACGAAAGGGUGAUUUGAACACCCACAUAAGAAUUCACACAGGAGAGAAACAAUUUGCCUGCUCUGAGUGUAGUAAAAGAUUUCGGAAACAAAACCUUUUGAACAGACAUAUGAGAAUUCACACGGGAGACAAACCAUUUGUCUGUUCUGCAUGCUGUAAAAGAUUUAGAGAAAAACACCAUUUGGACAGACACUUGAGAAUUCAUAUUAGUGGUGGGCGGUUGGGUGGGUGGGUGAGACUGAUGGAAUGAUUCAGCUGCCUUAAGUGUGGUAAGCUAACUGCACACAAGUCACACGGCAGAAACCAGUUGGCUGUGGUAAAACAUUUGGAGAUACAAAAACAUGACAAUACAUACAGUGCCCGCAGUGUUUAGUGUGCUUCUCAACUUCUCAAUUGCCUUGUAGCUUUUCUGCCAGUACUUUUUAUGACAUGUUUUUGGAAAAUGGGAUUUCUCUGUCUGUCUCUUUCAUAUUUGAUGUUCUUAAAAAAUGUACAGAUGUUAAUGAUGUUUCAUUGUGAAUAAGGCUGUAUAAAGGUGAAAUCAGUCACAAGGUUGUACACCCUCAAAGAAUACAUCGAAAAAAUUGUUUUUAAACCUACAACAGCCUUAGGAAUUUAGGGUUGUUGUUAAAGUAUUACUUUGCAGCCUGUUUCAGGAUUUUCUUUCACCAAAACAUCAAGUCUAGGCUUGCAGCUCAGAUGUACCUUCUACCAAAUUGUUGCUGAACUUUCGUGUCUUCUUUUGUAAGAAAACCUUCCUCUGAACACUUCAUCAUGAAUCUGUAUAACAAUCUGCACAAUUUCUUAAAUCUCAGCCAGAGCAGCCUAUAACCUCUGGGGUGUCUGGUGGCUUUCCUCACUCUUCUCCUUCUUGCAAUUACUCAGUUUUUGAAAACUAUCCACUCCAUACAGAUUUAGCAUAGAGUGCCAUACUGCUUGUAUUUCUUAAUAA
This is a messenger RNA of Thalassophryne amazonica, 3308 nucleotides long. Its product is annotated as oocyte zinc finger protein XlCOF6-like. Bases 150 to 2606 code for a protein of 818 amino acids. The transcript is spliced from 4 exons. NCBI's taxonomy places the organism in Eukaryota, Metazoa, Chordata, Actinopteri, Batrachoidiformes, Batrachoididae. The record is from RefSeq and is a predicted model, not a curated record.